AUGCCAAAUACUAGCAGGCCGCGGUGUGUAGGACGACCGUCACGAACAAGGAGUGGCAAAACUUAUUCGGCAACAUCGAACUCAGCUUUGACUGCUGCUCAACCUGUCGCGCGUUUUAGGCGCCAAAAAAGUGCUGGACAGAAAUCGCUCGCAACUGGAGACGUCAACGAUGAUAUCGUUCUUAUUAAGAGAGUUGCUGAAAAUACUACGGCUUCAUUUGUACCAAUAAAAAUUGACAAUAACCGCAGUGCAGAAACUUUUACCCUGCCAACAUGUAACUGGGGGGAGGCGAUUAAAGCAGCAGUUCGUUCUUCGGAUAGCACAGAAAUUCUGAACGCUCUUGCACUGGGCAUCAUUAUCAAGGAGGCUUCAGUUCUUUCUCCAGUCAAUCUGGCCGCAUUCGCUCAGCUCGUCUUCAAUCUUUUGGGAGUGGAGACGUCAAUUAACAUCUUUGGCCUUGACUACAACUCCUUUAGCUCCAUGCUGAUAGGCCGUCUUCCGGAGAACGGUUUGCAUGCACUUACACUGGAUUCGCGUAAAGUGAGCAUGCUUAAAAUCACAAAGUUCAUAGACACAAUAACUGAAGCAGUCGACGAAGUCUGCGAACAGUUAAGGACGCGUAAUGAUUUGUCGAAAGGAGAGAUGGAGAUUGAAAAGGACUUGUCAUCUGAUGUACAUCAGUUAAUAACAUCUCGCUACGUAGAGACAAUGAUGAAGCUGGCAGACAAGUGCAACGAGGCCGUUGACGUACACUUAGAAGUUAUCGCUGAUCGCUUCCAUCUUCUCUUGUACGGAUGGGAUUCUUUUCUUCAACAAGGCGGAGUUUUGCGCGUGCGGUUGCAGCUCUCUCCAGGCAAAUCUCACCCAGGAAUAGUUGACAUCACCACUGGUUGGCUAGAUCAAAUAGAUGCGGUUCUAUCUCGAGCGCAAGCAACAUUGUCCACAAGGACGUCGGCUUUCGCCGUUUCAUUAGCUCAGGAAAAGAAUGUCAUGAGCAAGAUUUGGCACAAAAUGACUGCUCAAACCAGCUCCUCGUGUGAUGACGAGUGA
Messenger RNA from Angiostrongylus costaricensis, 1050 nucleotides. The record is from the annotation of a GenBank genome assembly. Lineage: Eukaryota; Metazoa; Nematoda; Chromadorea; Rhabditida; Metastrongylidae.